UGAACAGACUGCCCGGGCAGUGCAGGCUGGUGCCCAAUGUCCUUCUGAUUUCCAGCGGGAUUCUCCUGGGCUGCGUCUCUGAUGCCGUGUGGGCACCUGCUCCUGCUGCCCUUGGCGCUGGCCGCGAUGGGGGACUGCAAGGGUUCUCCGGACUGGCGCGAGCCGGAGGGUCUGUCGCGGUGCGCGGCCGGCCCGGAGCUCUCUUGGGGGGCUGCGGCCGUGCCGGGCUGGGUUGCCUCUGUCCCUCCCGGUGGCACCAAGUCUCGGAGGGGGCGUUCGAUCUCCAGGACGCGCCACGUGGAGCUGCUGGUGGUGGCGGAUUUCAGCCUGUACCAGGCGUUGGGCUCCGAUAUCAGGGAGUACCUGCUGGUGCUGUUUGCUGCGGCUGACCGCCUGUACCGUCACCCGUCCCUGGCCAGUGACGUACGGCUGGCAGUGACCAGAAUCCUGGUGAUGCGUCACAGCAGCGAGGGGCCUGAGGUCCUGCAGGAAGCCCAGCAGACCCUGCACAACUUCUGUGAGUGGCAGAGGCAGAUGCGCGCCAGGCCAGAGUGGGCAGGCGAGAAAUACGAUGCAGCCGUGCUCCUGACCCGAGAGAACCUCUGCCAGGAACAUUUCUGUGAGUCCCUGGGCCUGGCUCACAUCGGAACUGUUUGUGAGACUAACCUCAACUGCGCAGUCAUCCAAGAUAUUGGACUACAGAGUGCCUUCACCGUAGCUCACGAAAUUGGGCAUCUCUUAGGUAUGCCGCACGAUAGUUCGGAUAUCUGUAUACAAGUCGGCGAGCUGCCAAGUUCUAACCAGAUGAUGUCGAACCUGUUGACACGGAUAGAUUACUCCGAACCCUGGUCGCGCUGCAGCAGUAAACUCUCUCUGGGCUUCUUCGAGAGCGGACGAGCGGACUGCCUGCUGAACAAACCAGAGGUAUCUCUGGCAGAAUCAGCACCUCUGGCUGGGAGAAAUUACGAUGCAGACCAGCAAUGCCGCCUAACCUUUGGACCAGGACAUCGGUGGAGACCAGGAAGUGACCCCUGCCGCAUUCUUUGGUGUGUAGCCUGGCGGCAGGGGGAGUGGAUUCAUGCCAGCAAACAUCUACCAGCGGCAGAUGGCACUGACUGCGGCCAAGGGAGGGUCUGUAUGAGAGGAGAAUGUGUCUCCAAUUGGCAACAGGCAAAGCCCAUUGAUGGUAACUGGGGAUCCUGGGGGUCUUGGGGCCAAUGUUCCCGGACCUGUGGUGGUGGUGUUCAGUUCUCUCGACGUCGCUGUGACAACCCACUUCCUGCUGCCUUUGGGAGAUAUUGUCAGGGACGGAGAGAUGUCUUCCAGUCUUGUAACCUUGCUCCUUGUCCUGACAGUGGUCGGACGUAUCGGGCUGAACAGUGUGAGGCCAGAAACGUACCUGCUCCCAAUGGGCAGGGUUACCACCAGGAGUGGGAGCCUUACUAUCAUGGAAUUCGCGAGGCUGACCUCUGUAAACUGAACUGCCUCCUCAAGGGCACCUCACAAGUCACGGUUUUCAACAUCAAGGUGAAGGACGGGACUCGGUGCACUCCGCACAGUGAUGCCGUUUGCGUCCGGAGUCGGUGCGUCAAGACAGGCUGCGACGGGGUCAUCGGAUCGAGGAAGCGGUACAACAAAUGUGGGAUGUGUGGCGGGAAGGACUCGGCUUGCAGGCGAAUUAUCCACCGCUUCCACAAGAGGACGGUCAACUACAGCGACGUGGCUGUGAUCCCCAUCGGGGCGGCCAACUUCAAAGCACGCCAGGAGCACCGGCGAGGGCAGACUCGGCUCACGGCCUACCUAGCCCUGAAGAGGUUGAACGGCAGCUACAUCCUGAACGGGGACACUCAGAUCUCAGGUUUUGACAGCCUCCUGAGCGUGGGAGGGGUGGAUCUGCGGUACUUGGGCUGGAGCCCACAGCGAGACGUGCUCGGUGCAGUGACACGUGGCGGGCUGACCGAGCCGCUGGUUUUGCAGGUGUAUACCCCGAGCAGGCAGCGGGUCGUCAGGGUCCUUUACUCUUACUACAUUCCUAGGGAGCAGGCAGGCGACAGAAAGCCCACCCGCAAGACCGCUGUGACACUAACCAGCCACAGUGCACUGCCCAAUCCCACACUGACUGAGUUCAACAUCCCCAAUGUCACAAGUCCCACAAUGGUGCAUGGUGUCACGGUGCCCACUCACACGCCAGCUGAGAUGCUAACUAUCCACAUUGGUGAAGACGCGCUGGCUACUCUCAGCCACCCUCUGACACCAACCCUCCACACAACAACCAAGGACACAGUGCCUAGUCAUAGACCCACACCCACAGUAGCCAGUCGUAGACCCACAUCCACAGUGCCCAGUCACCUGUCAACAUCCACACUACCCAGACGCAGACCCACACUCUCAGUGCCCGGUCACACACCAACAUCCACAGUGUCCAAUCGCAAACCCACACCUACAGUGUCCAGUCACCUGCCAACAUCCACAGUGUCCAAUCGCAAACCCACACCUACAGUCCCCAGUCGUGGAACAACAUCCACACUGCCCAGUCAUAGAAUCAGACUCACAGUGCCCAGUCGUAGAACCACAUCCACAGUGCCCAAUCACAGAACCACAACGCCCAGUCGCAAGUUCACUCCAACUCUAACCCCUCGCUCGAUUACCAAAGUCACACUGCAGUAUGGCCAGCCGGGUAAGAGGGAGCCCUCAAGUGACCUGCACAAUGCAAAACUGCCCACUCCCAAACGGCGUACCCUCUCGCUUUACAGACCACCACGGCCCACCCGCAUCCGGCUUAACCCACCACUGUCCCAGACCAAAGCCUCCUCCACCAGCUGGCAUCCUGGGCCAUGGCAGAGCUGCUCAGUCACAUGUGGGGUAGGAUGGCAGGUUCGGUGGAUACAAUGCCGGGACAGGCGUGGUGUUGUCUCAGCGGGUUGUGACUACCAGAUGAAGCCAGCGAGUAUGGCUCUGUGUGUCAUGCAGAGAUGUUGAGGGGGUGGGGUGGUAUGGCCUCUGUCUUCAAUACCCCCCUUCUCCUAGGCUCCUCACGACUAGCCCCAUUCAAACACUCCCAGGUAAGGGACACCAUGGCAUGAGAUACAGAGUAAAGCUCUCUUUACUCUUUUAAACUGAAAGUAAAGCUUCCCUCAACAUUGAUCACUUCCAGGACAUAGACAGCACGGGGUUAGAAAUCGAGUUAGGCCCCACCUACAGUGUCCCCAUCAAACAUUCCCAGGACAGGGGCAAUGCGGGGUGAAAUACAGAGUGAAGCUCUCUUCACAUUGAGCACAUCAAACCCUCCCAGGACAGGUACAGAACAAAGUCAGAUAGCAUUUAAAAUUCCCUCUCAUCUAUACCUUCCAGGUGCACAGGGCAGAUUCAGCACGGGUUUCGACACAGAUAAAGCUCUAAUGGAAUUUUAAAUUAUUGACUGUUUCUGUUUCAACAUUCUGCCUAUAAGAUGCUGGCUUUCAGUCAGGGUCUCCCCAUGACUGAUGCUGCUUUAUAAUUCACAUUGCGUUGUGUGAUGUAAAUCCCUUCUCUUGAAA
Molecule: messenger RNA, 3536 nt
Organism: Hemiscyllium ocellatum (epaulette shark)
Lineage: Eukaryota; Metazoa; Chordata; Chondrichthyes; Orectolobiformes; Hemiscylliidae
Product: A disintegrin and metalloproteinase with thrombospondin motifs 5-like
Exons: 9
Coding region: 82-2979 (965 amino acids)
Biological process (GO): proteolysis; extracellular matrix organization
Cellular component (GO): extracellular matrix
Molecular function (GO): metalloendopeptidase activity
Source: RefSeq, a predicted model, not a curated record